Pseudonaja textilis is the source of this 3633-nucleotide messenger RNA. The record is from RefSeq and is a predicted model, not a curated record. Lineage: Eukaryota; Metazoa; Chordata; Lepidosauria; Squamata; Elapidae.
UAUUUUUCCUGCAAAGACAACCAGCUACUUCAGAAGGAAAUGGCCCAGGCACAUUCUGCACAGAUCCAGCAGGAUCUCUUAGGCUCUGAUCAAGAAAGACUCUACAGAGAAGUGAUGAAAGAGAGUUAUAACACCAUCUUCAGAGCUUCUCCUCUUCAGCUUCAAAAAUCUGAACUCCUGGCGCAUCUGAAACGAGGACAGGAAGGUCUUCAGAGCUCCAGCAAUGGUGCUGAUCAAAAACUGGUUAAAGAAGCCCUUAAGAAAUGGCCAGAAGCAGGAAACUGGUGGAAUUCCUACCGGAGUCCCGUGAGCGUGCCCACUUCAGAUUCAUCGAGUUCAGACGACGACGUUGCAAGCGAGAAGGAAGAGGAGGAGAGCAUUCCAUGGGAGAACCAGCGGAUUGCGAAACCUCGUGCUGCGUUGCUAGGCCAAUGGGAGAAUGUCCAGCGGCAGGGGAAAGCUUGCAAGAUUCAGCACGGCCGCCUGCAGGACUCUCGCCCCAGAGUUAAUUGCGCUGGUGGGAAAAAGAAAGGCAGCAAUAGCCAGCAAGGCAUGAAUACCGAAGAGAGCCAGAACGAAUGCACCGUGUGUGGGAAAAGCUUUGGGAGGAGAUCGUCCCUCCUCAGACAUUUCAAAGUCCACAGCGGAGACAAGCCUUUUCGGUGCUCCAUCUGUGGCAAGUGCUUCCUGGCGAAAACCAGCCUGGUUUUACAUAAGGAGAGCAUGCAUAAAAAACGGCCCCGUUCAGGAAAGAAAAACUGGGAGUGUCGCGAGUGCGGGCAAAACUUCGCCCGGAAAGCCUUUCUGACGGAGCAUCACAAGAUGCACAGCAGUGAAAAGACGCACCCGUGCCCUGCCUGUGAGGAAAGCUUCGCAGAAACCAGGAACCUUGUGAAGCAUCUUAUGGCCGCUCACUCGGGGGACCAUGUCUUCAAGUGCCCUGUCUGUGGAAAAGGCUUUAUGAAGGAGAAGGACCUCGCGAAGCACCAAGCAAAGAACCACGGCAACAGCCUUUGCCUUCCCGGUCUGGGCAGCGAAAACAGCUGCAAGGAAAAACCCUCCUCGAUCAAACACAAGAGACUUCAUCUGAACCCCGAAACUCUGCCUUGCGCAACGUACGAAGGAAACGGUGGGGUGGAACGUCCCCUUACCUGCGGUCACUGUGGGAAGUCUUACAAGCAGGAGAAGGCUUUCCUUAACCAUCAGAGUGUGUGCGUCAGGCCGCAACCAAGCGGCGAAGGAAAAGCCCCCAAGGAAGACGGCCCGCUCACUAAAAACCAGAUCACCUACGUGGAAAUGAAAGAUAACACUUGCUUCGACUGCGGGAAGCCUGUUUGCAAAAGUUCGCUGCUGGCCUCUCAGCCCAAAGGGGACCAGGAAAAGAGGCUUCAGGUGUGCCCUGAAUGUGGGGAAAGCUUUAGAGACAGCCAAGGUUUUGCCGACCACCUGAGAAGCCACCCAAAGGCGCCGUCUUCUCAAAACGCCUUGGAUUGGGAGGGCCUUGGGGAAAAAACGCCGCCCGUUGUCCAGCCGGCAAUGCUGGAGAAGAAAAGCCGCUACGAGUGCCGAGGCUGCAGGCGAGACUACUCGACUCAUUAUAACCUCAGGAGGCACCAGCGCAUCCACGUGGAAUGCCGGGUCAGGAGGAACGCCCGCAAGGGGAAGGAUGCCGCCCACAGCUGGUUCUACAUGGACUUCCCGAAAGCCCGUAGCAGAGAACAGACCCUUCAGCACAAAUGCACCUUCUGCGGGAAAGCCUUCAAAACGAAAAGCACCCUCGGCCGACACCACCAGAUCCACAUCAAAGGCAAGCCUUACAAAUGCACCAUCUGCGGGAAGGCCUUCGUCUACCGGUACACCCUCGCUCAUCAUCAAGAAAUCCACCUGGAAGACCAGCUCUACCAGCACAAGUGCUCUUUCUGCACGAAAGCCUUCAGGACGCCAUCGGCCCUCCGCCGACAUCAGCAACUGCACAAGGAAGGCAAGCCGUACAUCUGCAACAUCUGCGGGAAAGCUUUCGCCUACAGGUACAACCUCACCCACCACCGGGAAAUACACGUUGAAGGGCAGAUUUACAAGUGCUCUUUCUGCUGGAAAGCCUUCCGAACCAGCUACUCCCUCAGCCGGCACAAGCGCAUCCACACCGAGACCAGAUCCUAUCAAUGCCCUACUUGCAGGAAAGCCUUUGGAACAAAAUAUUCCCUUUGGCGGCAUCAGGAGAUGCACGUGAAAGAGGAUCCGGAUAGCUUGCUUGGCGGGAAAGAGACCGGGGAUGACUUAGUCAAAGAUCAAGCGAGUGGUAGCGACGACAGCGUGGACAAACAGGUGGCCCAUUCGGACCACGCUCAACGCCAGGAGGUCCUCCAGGAACGAAAACCUCCGGAAGGCUCUGAGAAUACGAGCUGCUCGCUCCUCCCCGAUCAUCAAAGCAGCCGUGUAGAAGAAAGCGCUAUUAAACAGUCAGACAGUCAGACUUUCAGGAGUGUUGGAUUGGGGGUUAAAGGUCAAGACAGGCCUAUAAAAGUAGAGCCCCAGCAGUGGACCAAUGGUUCGGUGUACCCAGGACAGGGAAUCCCAACGGAGGAAGGUCCCCUGGGGUCCCCUGAAAAUGGGGACACCUCCUUAGGCCACUCGGGAAACCGUGCCAUUAAAGACCCUGAUUGGUGUUUCCUGGGUAAGUUGCCCGGGGUUGGUCCACAAGGGAUGGUGGUCCCGCAGGAAAAGAAAUAUAGCUGCCCUAAUUGUGGGAAGUCCUUUAGAGAUAAAUAUUCCCUGACAAGACAUCAGAAAGUCCACUUUCCCGAGAGGCCCUAUCCGUGUCCAAGGUGUGAGAAAAGUUUCCGCACUACUAAAGACCUGGAGAAACAUCAGGUGACCCAUUCGGAUCAGAGGCCUCACCAGUGUGGCGAAUGUGGGAAAUACUUUAAGACGAAAUGCUCGCUCGAUAAGCAUCAGAAGACCCACAAAGGGGAAAAGCCAUUCUGCUGUUCUUAUUGCGGCCGAAGGGUGACCACCAGCACCAUCCUUCGGUACCAUCAGAGAACCCACACCGGGGAGAGGCCGUAUAAAUGUGCCGUGUGCGAUAAAAGUUACAUCAGCAAGUGGUCCCUUAAAAAACAUUUGGAGUUGCAUUACAAAAAGAAUCCGCCAAAGGACCUUAAGGAAGCAAAUCCGCUCGACCAGAAAUGUUAAGGUGUCUUUGUCACUUGUGGGUGAAGAAACGGGGACGAGGGUUUUGGAGGUCUUUUGGAACAGGUCUGGGUUGAAAUAUCCACCUUUAAGAUUCCCAGGUUCUUUCUAUACCCGGUGACUAUAGCUACCUCAGAAACAGAUUUUUGAAUGUACUCUGCCUUUCCAAUCUCGAAUCAUUCAGAUAACUUCACUCCAGAAAUGAACAUCCGUGCCACAAAGAGCCUGUAAUAAAGAGGCUCCGUUUAUUUUGAAUGAGUGGACUUGACUGAGAACUUGGAUGCUGGAAAAAGUGAUAAAAGAGCGUCCAUGGCCCUACAGUUUGGAGUGAUGGCAACGAUAAAUGCGAGCUGUCUUACGUUUCUUAACAUUGUUUUCACAUUGUAAAAAGCAGAUUUUUGUGUUGAAAUAAUUUCUCUUCUGCAGUGUACGUAUAUAAAGAAA